This is a messenger RNA of Pecten maximus, 2485 nucleotides long. RefSeq names its product jmjC domain-containing protein E-like. Lineage: Eukaryota; Metazoa; Mollusca; Bivalvia; Pectinida; Pectinidae. The record is from RefSeq and is a predicted model, not a curated record. The transcript has 4 exons. Gene Ontology annotation, molecular function: 2-oxoglutarate-dependent dioxygenase activity. Bases 181 to 1998 code for a protein of 605 amino acids.
AUUUAUGAGCAGUUUAUAUACCGAUGUGGAAAGAAUUUUUUUCCAAGGGCGUCGACAGAAAUUUCGAAACGAGAGGUAUACCGUGAUAUAAGAAUUAUUGGGUAAAAACUAAAGAAUCAGAAUGUGUGGUGGCACCUUAAUUGUCUGUGUAUUAGGAGUGAUGUCCCUUUAAUUUUCAAGAUGGCAGCUUCCGUGUAUCAACACCGGUCCAGAGACAACAAACCAGAAAUGUACUGUUUAUUACUUAUUACUUUGUUCAGUAACAUCGUGAUAUCAUCUGUUGAUUGCCAUGAUAUGUUUUCUCCGGCUGAUAUUUUAUCUUCUGUUGACAACACGUGUUUAGUCUUGUUGACCGAGUUUUCUAGCAUGGACACGUCAGCUGUCUUCGAUGAUCUUACCACCAAAACAUUUAUUGACGAAUCGCGUGUACGGUUUGGUUUAACUGAAGUUACACCUUUUGUAUGGCCUAGUGGUCAGAGUUUAUCAGUAGAGCCUGCUAUUCGUUCAGGUCAAACAGAGAUAAUUGUAUUUGAAAGGAGAAUCCCAGAUAGGACUUGUUUGCUUAUGAGAAAAAGUCCGUCUUCUCUGAGUCCAAUUCCUUAUUCGGGAUUUGUGAGUCGUGAAAGUUUGACUGAUUUUAUAAACAGCAAGUGCAACACAUAUAUGUCUCCAAAUGGAGGACUAACUAUAGAAGGUCAUCAUAGAAAAGAAAUCUUAAAUACACUAUUCUCUGUAGAUCAGGUUUCGGAUGUUACUGUGAGGAAUUUGAAUAUAAUGGACUUGCACUUAUCAGAUAUUGGUACAAAAACUUCAAAGACUAGGUCUUCAUCCUCAGAAAGCAUGGAUAACGGUGAUGCACAAGAAACAAACUCAAUAAAAAUGUCACACGGUUUUAAAACGAAAGAUGAAGAAAAUCUACAAAAUUAUAAAAAUGAUCCGGAAGAGGAUUCUUGUCAAACAGAUCAAAUCUUAGAUGAAAGUCUGACAUACAAGAGAUACAAUUUUGAUGCUAACGAAGUUUAUACGAAUAAAGAUAUUCCACAAUGUGAAAGAAUAAGUGAACCAACAAAAGAAUUUUUUUUCCAUGAAUACUUAAAAAUUUCAAAACCGGUUAUUAUAGAAAAUAUAACUAAAUCAUGGCCCGCAUUUCAGAAAUGGACAAAUGAAUACUUUAGAAAAGAAUAUGGUAAUCAUGAUGUUUAUAUAAAGUUAACACCAGGAGGAGAAUAUGAAGGAGUUGAACAAGCAGAUCUCUGGGAAAAUUUCAACUCUUUCUCUAUCCCUGAUGAAGUCCAAGUUCAACUGCCACAUCCGGAAUUAGUUGUUGUACGACCAGCAUCACUGAAUUUGAAAUUCUCAGAAUUUUUAGACAUGAUUGAAAAUGUUACCAGAGGAGAAUUGAAAAAUGUUUCAGCAUAUUUAGAAUAUUCAUCAAUUCCUCAACAUCUGCCAGAAUUAGAAGAUGACAUCCAAGAAAUGCCAUUUAUUGCCCCAGGAGUACAUAAAUUGGAACACCUUAACAUCUGGCUAAGUGAUGGAAAUACAUUAGGCAAACUUCAUUUUGAUCCAUAUGAUAAUUUUCUUUGCCAGAUACAUGGACAGAAGCAAGUGAUUCUAUUUGAUCCACACAAAAAUGAAAAUCUAUAUGAGGCGCACAUUGCAGAAGCUAUUUUCUCAUACAACAAAACAACAAAAGAGUUCAGACGAAGCACCCUCGUAGACAGUACAUCAAUGGUUAUGUCCCCUGUUGAUAUCAUGAAACCAGACUUUGAGAAAUUUCCACAGUUUGCAUCAGCUUUGCCUUUAAACUGCACAUUAAGGGAAGGAGAUGUCCUCUUCAUGCCAAGCUUCUGGUGGCAUGAGGUCCAGUCCUCCCCUAAUCGGACAGCUGGACAUAACCUUGCUGUAAACUUCUGGUAUGAUCCCUUCCUGACCAAAGAGUUCCCAUGUCCAGAAUGUCGAUUGGACAUCAAUCCAAGGUACCGCCACCUGCUUUGACCCAAAUUGACCCGUGACUCUAUCAGUGGCCAUGAUGAUACAGGAUACAGGAACCCUUCCAGUUUGACUCCUGUCCUGUCAGUAUUGAGACAUUUUACAUUUCUUCUGUGAGCCUUGACCUGUUUUGUGAAGAUGUGUGACAUUUCUACUGUGACCCGUGCCAUUGUCCAUAAUGAUGUGUGACCUUUCCAUUAUGACCCCUGUCCUGCCCAUGAAAAUGUGUGACAUUUCUACUGUGACCCCUGACCUGUCCAUGAUGAUGUGUGGCCUUUCCAUUAUGACCCCUGACCUGUCCAUGAAGAUGUGUGACCUUUCGAUUAUUACCCCAAACCUGUCCAUAAUGAUGUGUGAUCUUCUUUCUGUGAUGCCUCACCUAUCUGUUUUGAGCAUCAACAUUGUCUUUGGGCACGAUCAUUAAGUUGACCUAUAGUAGUAUAAGAACAUGUUCCAGGUAAAUUUUUCUCAAAGCUAAGAGAGAAGGACCGAG